Tripterygium wilfordii is the source of this 2190-nucleotide messenger RNA. RefSeq names its product probable glucuronoxylan glucuronosyltransferase IRX7. The transcript has 4 exons. Bases 400 to 1758 code for a protein of 452 amino acids. NCBI's taxonomy places the organism in Eukaryota, Viridiplantae, Streptophyta, Magnoliopsida, Celastrales, Celastraceae. Gene Ontology annotation, molecular function: glycosyltransferase activity. The record is from RefSeq and is a predicted model, not a curated record.
UCAUAGAAACCGAGACCAUCGCCGGGUUCUUUUCUGCACCAUCUCAUCAUGUGACCACCAGUAAAACCCUCUCUCUCUCUCUGCAACUAAUGGGUGUUUUUUUAUGUAGUAUAUUUUUAAUUUUUUUGGUUGAAUGAAGAAACCAGAUCUUAACCAAACCCAUUAGAUAUUGUUCUGUAAAAUAACAAAAUUUUGUUAUCUAUUUCAUCAACUGUUUAUUUCUUGGUGCAAAAACGAAGUUUCAACAACCCCUCAUCUUUCAAUCACUGUAUCUUAAUUUCCACUUCUAUAGAAAGUACCGAAAACCGAAAGCUCCAUCUCAACUGCUGAAAGCCUCUCUCAUCUUCCCAAAAAUUGUGAAUUUGUGAUAUUUUGAUUUGGAUUUUUAAAUGAGAAAAGAUGGUGGAGCUGCGGAAUUCCUCCAACAACAGGGGGUUCUAUGUGAGGAUGAGGCUUUCGCACAAGCAGGCCAGACAACAAGAGAAGAACACAUUAUUCAAAUAUUACAAAUGGGUUCUCUGGUUCUUUCUGACUCUCUAUUUCUUCACUUCUUACCUCAUCAGUCACAAACCCAACCCUAUCUCUAAACCUCAUGUUGUUACCUCCAAAUCAGCUAUGGCCUUUCGUGCCCUCGUCGAUUCCACCAAUUCAACAUUCUCUAAAUAUCCCAGGAGAGACAAUAAUGACGACCCGUUAAAGGGGUUGAAGAUAUAUGUCUAUGAUUUGCCGUCCAAAUAUAACUCAGAUUGGCUCUCUAAUGAGCGAUGCAGCAACCAUUUAUUCGCUUCGGAGGUUGCCAUUCACAAGGCUCUGUUAAACAGCGAUGUACGGUCUUUUGAUCCUUACGAGGCAGAUUUCUUCUUUGUUCCCGUUUAUGUGUCCUGCAAUUUCAGCACCGUUAAUGGGUUCCCAGCGAUCGGUCACGCUAGGUCUCUUCUAGCCUCUGCUGUUGAAAUAAUCUCCUCCAUCCACCCGUUUUGGAAUCGGAGUCGUGGGUCCGACCACGUGUUUGUUGCCUCACAUGACUACGGCGCCUGCUUCCACGCAAUGGAGGACAGAGCUAUUGCGGAUGGGAUACCAGAAUUCAUGAAGAACUCGAUCAUACUACAGACGUUCGGUGUCAAAUAUAAACACCCUUGUCAGGACGUGGAGAAUGUCGUGAUACCUCCUUAUAUAUCGCCGGUGAGUGUCCAGAAUACAUUGGAGAAAGCGCCGGCGAACGGACGGCGAGACAUUUGGGUGUUUUUCAGGGGAAAGAUGGAAGUAAACCCCAAGAACGUUAGUGGACGUUAUUACAGCAAGAAAGUGAGGACGGUGAUAUGGAGAAAGUACAGCAGUGACCGGAGGUUUUAUCUUCAGCGGCACAGGUACGCCGGUUACCAGUCGGAGAUAGUACGGUCCGUGUUCUGUUUGUGUCCUCUGGGGUGGGCCCCGUGGAGCCCGAGGCUGGUAGAAUCAGUUGUUUUAGGGUGUGUGCCGGUCAUAAUUGCUGAUGGUAUCCGGCUGCCCUUCCCUACCGCUGUACGGUGGUCUCAAAUAUCCCUGACGGUGGCGGAGAAGGAUGUGGGUAAGCUUAGUAGUAUACUUGAACAUGUAGGGGCAACCAAUCUCACCGCAAUACAAAGGAACCUCUGGGACCCAGCGACACGGCGGGCCCUUCUGUUUAAUGAUACGAUCCAAGAAGGAGAUGCCACCUGGCAGAUCCUACAUGCCUUGGCGAAGAGGCUUGAUAGGUCAGUGGGGGUCUCUAGCCAAUAACUAUGUGACAUUUGUAAAGUUUGAAUUGGGUGAGUACUGAACCCGGCUUUUGCCCACGUGGAUGCGGUUGCAUGGAGCAAUAAUGGAGGCCAGCUGGAUACCUUCUGUGAUUGAUCGUAUGUCAGAAGACAAAAUUUUAUUGGAUGUUGCUAGGCCCACUUUUGGGGAAGCUAAAAUAUAUUCGAGUUUUAUUGCUGCUGAGUUGGCGAUGGGCGAUUAGUUUAAUAAGCUGUUUGCGUGGGAAACAUGAAUAUUCUGUGGUGUGUACUGUACAUGUGGGAUGGUGAUGAGAGAGAGACACAUAGACUAUCGUGUAUUGCAGCGUUAGACAUUAGUGCCCAACUAAUCUAAAUUUAAAAUGUACAUAACGGUCCAAUUUUUGUAUUCUUUUUGACGAAUGAAUAAUAUAAGUCGGUAGAUGAGCUAUUAAAA